CGGUGGCAUGAGAAGAUUUGGCCCUCGUGGCUCUCGGUUAUACGUCACUAUAUGUUGACGUGUGCACUGUGGAGAGCUGUCUUGUUAGCAAAUAAUCAGCUAGCUGGACACGCUCCUUGAUAGUGGAUGGUUUAGCGUUAAGCACUGACAGCUGGCUGUUUUUGCAAACACAUAAACUUUGAAUAAUGGCGGCCGACUGGGAAGAAAUCCGACGGCUCGCUGCUGAUUUUCAGAGAGCACAGUUUGCUGACACUGUGCAAAGGCUGUCUGAGAGGAAUUGCAUUGAAAUUAUUACAAAACUGGUCCAAGACAAGAAGCUGGAUGUGGUGCACACACUUGAUGGAAAGGAGUACAUAACGCCGGCCCAGAUCAGCAGGGAGAUCCGAGAUGAACUCUACGUCCAUGGAGGGCGAAUCAACAUCGUUGACCUCCAGCAGAUUCUCAACGUGGAUUGGGUCCAUGUUGAAAACAGAGCGAGUGAGAUUGCCAAAUCUGAUAAAGGGGUUCAACUUGUUCUGGGACAACUUAUAAAUGACACGUACCUUGACCGAUUGGCUGAGGAGGUGAAUGACAAGCUGCAAGAAGCUGGCCUGAUCAGUAUUGCAGAACUGUGUAAGAACUAUGACCUCCCGGGAGAUUUCUUAUCUGAGGAGCUGUCCAAGCGUUUUGGGAAGCUAAUCCAAGGAGAAAUGGACCAGUACAACAGGGGGGUUAUAUUUACUCCAGCUUUUGUUGCCCGUCACAAAGCCAGGAUACGAGGGCUUUUCAGCGCCAUCACAAGGCCGACACCUGUCAGCAGCAUGAUUGGAACAUUUGGAUUUCAAGAGCAUCUCCUGUACUCCGUCCUGGAGGAGCUGGUGAAUACUGGACGCCUGAAGGGUAGCGUGGUCGGAGGGCGGCAGGACAAAGCCGUGUACAUCCCUGAUAUUUAUUCCAAAACUCAGAACGCCUGGGUGGACUCUUUCCUCCAGCAGAACGGCUAUCUAGAGUUUGACGCUUUGGUCAGACUGGGGAUCCCGGACCCCUCCAGCUACAUUAAGAAGCGCUUCAAGUCCAACAAGCUGCUGUUCCUCCGAGCCGCCUGCGUGGGUCAGGCUCUGGUGGACCAGGUGGAGGCCUCUGUCGAGGAAGCUGUCAACUCCGCCACAUGGACCGACAUUCAGCCGAUUUUGCCCAGCUGCUUGUCAAUGGAGGACGUUGGGAUGCUGAUCAGCCAGGCUAUGAGGAACACCAACGUCCAGUCCUCUGCUAGAGUGCUGGGAGACACGGUCGUCGUCAGUGAGAAGUUCCUUAGCAACUGCCUCUCUUUAUUUGAUGAAGCCAUGCAGCAGAAAGCUCAGAAGGAAAUCAAGAACAAUCCAGUGUUUCUGAUAACUGAAGAUGACCUGAAACAAGCUUCAAUGCUCACGGAGAGCUCCGCCACUUCUAAAAAGGAAAAGAGAGAAGCAGAGCGCAGGAAGAAGGCGACAGAGGGCAGUGGCAGUGUGAAAUCAGGUGGAGGAGGCAACGCCCGAGAGAUCCGGAUUCGUAAAACCAAGAAGAAAGGGAGGAAAGAUGAGGACAGCGAUGAGGAAACCGGACCAGCACAGCAAAAUCGCAGUAAACAGACUGCAGCCCCUUUUAUGGCCCAGGAAGAGAUCGUAGCCGUUUUAGAGGAAAGAGUGAGCGACUGCCCCGAAGAAAUCCUCUCUGAGCUGGCCGAGCAUUUAGUGAGGCCUCUUAAUAAAGCCUACCAGGAGGUGCUGCGGACGGUGUUCAUGUCCUCCACAAGCUCUCCAUCAGGUGCCAAUAAGAAGAAGAGCAUGAAGGAUCUACAGGAGGAGAUCUCCAGCCUGUACAACAACAUCCGACUCUUUGAAAAGGGCUGCAAGUUCUUCUCUGAUGAUACCCAGGUCCACAUUGCCAAGCACAUCCUGAAGACCCUGUGCUCAGAUGUCACCAACAUCCUGGUCAACUUCCUGGCUACUGACCUGAUGAUGUCAGUGGAGAACCCCAGCACCAUCACCAACGAGGUCAGAGUGAAGAUUUUGGGCAAACUGUCGGAGGAGACUAAAGGGCCUCUCACAAAACUGCACAACAGCCUGAACGGCAAAAGUAUUGAAGACUUCCUGACCAACAUAGAGAUCUGUGCAGAGGUGUGUGGGUUCAUGCUGAAGAAGGCAGACAAGAAAAAAGAGAGACAGGCCCUGUUCGUGCACCGUCAGGCUCUCAGUGAGCAGCUGAAGGAGACGGAGGACCCUGCUCUGGUCCUCCACCUGGCCAGCGUGCUGCUGUUUCAGGGCAGCACCCACAGCAUGCUGCACGCCCCGGGACGCUGCGUGCCUCAGAUCAUCGGCACCCUCACUGGCCGAAUACCCGCGGAGCAGCAGCAGCUGCUGUCUGCGUACCAGAGCCUGGUGGUGAAGCAGCUGGUGAGCCAGAGUCAGAGCAGGAAGCAGGAGGAGGCGGCGGGCGAGGCGGAGGGCGAGGCGGAGCAGGACGACGAGGCCCGGAGCGUCCGCACACAGCUCACGGCCCUGACUCCACAAGUCAAGGAUCUGAUACUGUCCCAGAAGAAGACUGUCACAGAGGACUGAAUCCUUUUCAAAGACCGGAGGAAUGAAUGUUGGAACUGAUGGAUGAUUAACAGGGUUUCCCCCAGAAAAGUUGCAAGUGUCUUUAU
This is a messenger RNA of Etheostoma cragini (Arkansas darter), 2662 nucleotides long. RefSeq names its product UFM1-specific ligase 1 (gene ufl1). The record is from RefSeq and is a predicted model, not a curated record. Gene Ontology annotation, molecular function: UFM1 ligase activity. The transcript is spliced from 19 exons. Gene Ontology annotation, cellular component: endoplasmic reticulum membrane. Gene Ontology annotation, biological process: regulation of proteasomal ubiquitin-dependent protein catabolic process; protein K69-linked ufmylation; response to endoplasmic reticulum stress. Lineage: Eukaryota; Metazoa; Chordata; Actinopteri; Perciformes; Percidae. The coding region runs from base 186 to 2576 and encodes 796 amino acids.